This is a messenger RNA of Setaria italica (foxtail millet), 1119 nucleotides long. Its product is annotated as tetratricopeptide repeat protein 33. The record is from RefSeq and is a predicted model, not a curated record. Bases 180 to 827 code for a protein of 215 amino acids. The transcript is spliced from 6 exons. NCBI's taxonomy places the organism in Eukaryota, Viridiplantae, Streptophyta, Magnoliopsida, Poales, Poaceae. Gene Ontology annotation, molecular function: protein binding.
CACACCGCGCAGCCCAGACGGUCGCCUUUCCUCGGUGGUCGUUUGCUUUCGCCGAGUCCCGGAGUCCUCAACUCCUGAUCCUGACUCGUCCCAACCGGCCAGGCGGAACCUGCUGCUUCGAGCGGAAGAAUCCAACGAUCAACUCGGGAGAUCUCCGGAGCUACUCCAAUCCCUCCAAAAUGAAGAUAGCCUGGGGUAAGAAUGCCAAGACGAAGAGGCAGCCAGUGGUAGUGUCAACUAAACCAGGCCUACCAUUUGGAGUGGAGAGUGACACCGAAGAGGCCGAAAAGGAUGAAACUGCAGGGGCAAACACAAACUGUCCUGGAGCAAAGCCACUUGACACUGCUGAGUCGCUCCAGCAUCAAGGAGACAAGCUAGCCGAGGAAGGGAAGUACCAUGAAGCACUUAGUAGGUGGGAGGCUGCUCUUACCUUGGCACCUGAUAAUGCAGUACUUUAUGAACAGAAAGCUCAGGUUUUACUCGAAGUGGGAGACGCAUGGCAUGCACUGACAGCAGGAACCAGAGCAACAGAACUGGAUCCGCUAUGGCCCGAGGCUUGGGUCACACUUGGUAGAGCACAGUUAAAUUUUGGGGAGCCAGAUUCAGCAAUACUAUCAUUUGACAAGGCACUAGCAAUCAAGCCCGACCACGAUGACGCGAAAGCCGACCGUGAAACUGCAGCUCGCCUUGUCAAGAAGCGAGGGCAGCUGCACUCAUCAGGUCUAAGCGCUAACAAAAGGCGGUUCACUGUUGGAGAGAAAGAGAACUCAGAUAACGGCGCAGAGGGUGAAGAAAAGGCGGAUGAAACGGCGGUACAGUCUGGUUAGCCUGCUACAUAUGCCUUUCAUCCUGGGCCCAGUAUACUGUAGAAUUGACUAAAACGAGUUCUGGAUUCUGCCCCCAUUUUCGCAUUCUGAAUUGGGUUCUGCGGAAGCUUUGUGCCGGUCUCUGUAGCUAUGUUGGAGGAGCAGUGCUGUAGUCUAGAUUCUAAAGACGAGUGCUCUUACGCUGUUUGGUGGUUUGUGAAUAUACAGUUGGUCGUGUCAUGUGUCACGGUGGCCCAGGUUGCGACAAUCUCUCAGUUUAACUUGGUAACAAUCUCUCAGUUCCGUUUGUAAA